CCUUCUCCCCUUCUGUUUCUUCUUAGUGACAUUUUAAUCUCCUACUUUAUGUCUACAUCAUAGAGAAAGAAAUUAAGUGAGAGAGAGAGAGAGCGCUAGAUAGAGAGAGAGGAACUCUUUCAAUAUUUCCAUCAUCUUUUGAUAUUCAAAAUUUAAAUACAAAAUUUCUUCUUCUAAUUAGCCCAAUUUCUAAGUUGGUUUUUGCUAAUUAAGUUUUUGCUUCUUUGGGAAAUAUAUUGUUGGAUCUUUGAUUGUUCGUUCGUUGUAGUGAAAAAUCCAAGUAAAAUGGGUGAUGAAGAAGAGAUUUCAAAUGGUUUUGUAAUAACACCGGUGAUAGGAUCAAAUGAUGAUCCACUUCCUCCUAAGAAGAAGAGAAACCUCCCAGGAAAUCCAGAUCCAGAAGCAGAGGUAAUAGCUUUAUCACCAAAAACCCUAAUGGCAACCAACAGAUUCUUAUGUGAAAUAUGUGGGAAAGGGUUUCAAAGGGAUCAAAACCUACAACUUCAUCGUCGAGGUCAUAACUUACCAUGGAAGCUCAAGCAAAGGAGUAGCAAAGAGCCUAGGAAGCGUGUCUAUGUUUGCCCUGAAAAGUCUUGUGUUCACAAUCAUCCCUCCCGAGCCCUCGGCGACCUUACCGGCAUUAAGAAGCAUUUUUGUAGGAAGCAUGGUGAGAAGAAAUGGAAGUGUGACAAGUGUAACAAGAAGUAUGCUGUUCAGUCUGAUUGGAAGGCUCAUUCCAAAACUUGUGGAACUAGGGAAUACAAGUGUGAUUGUGGCACUAUUUUCUCAAGGAGGGAUAGCUUCAUAACGCACAGGGCAUUUUGUGACGCCUUGGCAGAAGAAACAGCAAGAAUGAAUGCGGCAAGCACCCAUUUCAACCUUAAUGCGGUGGUGGCAACAAAUAGUAACUUUAACAACUACCACCAUCAAAUAAUGGGGUCUAAUCUGGGACCAGCCGUUGCCAUGGCACAACAUUUUUCCUCCAUUUUUAGGCCUAUUUCGUCGUCGUCAUCAACAAAAGACGAUAUCAUCCUUGACCAUCAUCAUAACCAAAGGGGAGGAGGAGGAGGAGGAGUAUUUCCCUUGUGGUUAGGCACCCAACCUGUAGGAGGAGGAGGAGGAGGAGGAGGAGGAGGGUAUGAUCCAAUGCAAAACUCCAUCCAACCCCAUAACAUGCAACAACAACAACAACAACAACAACACCCCCUUCGCUCAACUAUCAACUCCUUAAAUUCCCAUACUACUCCUCUCAUUGUCCCGCUUUCGAAUCCUCAACCCGAAAAUAAUUACUUAAAUUGGGUAUUUGGAAGUAAAAUCUCUGAUAAUAAUAAUCCAUCAAAUAACAAUAAUAACGAUGAACAAGUUGGAGUAUUAACCAAUAAUGUUCCUUCAACUACACUUCCUUCCUUGUAUAGCAUCCAACACCCUCAAACAUCCCCAAAUAAUUCCUCUCAUAUUAUGUCAGCCACAGCAUUACUACAAAAAGCUGCUCAAAUGGGUGCUACAACUUCUUCUACCGCCACCAAUACAAAUGAUGCAUUUUUCCUUGGAAACUUUGGGUUAGUAAAGAGCAGUCAUAAUAAUAAUAAUAAUAAUAAUAAUAAUAAUAAUAAUAAUAAUAAUAAUAAUAAUAAUAAUAAUAAUAAUAAUAAUAAUAAUAAUAAUAAUGAUAUGGAUCACUACAACGGGUGUGGUUCGGUAUUUGGUACGCCAAACUCAACAACCACCAAUGUCGGAAGCGAUGUAGAGGGUUCAGUUGAUGAUCUAUCCACCAUGACAACCAUUUACAAUAAUGGAAGGGUUAACCCUUCCAAUUCCAAGCGUCAAAAGUUGAACAAUGAUCGUCCUGUAGACAGUCAUACUCGAGGAGGAGGAGGAGGAGGAGGAGGAGGUAAUGGAGGGAAAACCAGGGAUUUCUUAGGUGUCGGUUCGCAUUCCCAACAACCCGUCUGCCAGCCGUCUUCCAUCAACAACUGGAUUUGAAGCAUACGUACUAUCAAGGUGUGCAUCUUCAUUUCUACGGAGUAAUUAAACUAAUUAAUUAAGACUUACGUAGUAUUGAUUCCAAUCAAAUUUAUAGCAAUGUGUUAUUGUUAAGUACGGAGUAGGGAUGAAUAGAAAUGGGAGUUGUUAAGAGUGCUAAAUUGCAUGCUCUUAUUAUUACUUUAUUUUUUUUUUCCAUUUAACAACUUUGUAAUAUUAGGGUUUGGUUGUUUCAACUAAUUUUAACUAAAUUCAGCAAAUAUCAGUGUAAAUAAGUUUUUUCAU
Molecule: messenger RNA, 2268 nt
Organism: Spinacia oleracea (spinach)
Lineage: Eukaryota; Viridiplantae; Streptophyta; Magnoliopsida; Caryophyllales; Amaranthaceae
Product: zinc finger protein NUTCRACKER
Exons: 4
Coding region: 286-1983 (565 amino acids)
Cellular component (GO): nucleus
Molecular function (GO): DNA-binding transcription factor activity
Source: RefSeq, a predicted model, not a curated record